Acinonyx jubatus (cheetah) is the source of this 1338-nucleotide messenger RNA. It is a transcript of the gene ERCC1, whose product is annotated as ERCC excision repair 1, endonuclease non-catalytic subunit. Gene Ontology annotation, biological process: meiotic mismatch repair; nucleotide-excision repair; mitotic recombination. The coding region runs from base 427 to 1287 and encodes 286 amino acids. The transcript has 9 exons. Gene Ontology annotation, molecular function: single-stranded DNA binding; damaged DNA binding. Gene Ontology annotation, cellular component: nucleotide-excision repair factor 1 complex; ERCC4-ERCC1 complex; nucleus. The record is from RefSeq and is a predicted model, not a curated record. Lineage: Eukaryota; Metazoa; Chordata; Mammalia; Carnivora; Felidae.
UUGCAACUAAAAGGAAAAGUCGGCACCUUUGACAUCUCUUGGUAAAUUGAAGGAUCUGACCACGCCGACAUCACGUUCCCGCAGGAAAACAAUUGGCUGGUGCUGAGUACUGGCCGCUCCGUGUGCGCUAGGAAGAAAAAGUGGGCUAAGGGUACAGGGAGUGAUGGGGGAGAGGCGCUCCCUUAGGUCAAGGGACUGCCUCUCUGAGGAGGUGACAUCUUGGCAGUGAUGUGAAGGAGGUGAAGGAGUGAGCUGUGUGGCAACCUCUGGGGCAGAGGGGCAACAGCCGAUGCAAAGGCCCAGGAUCAGAGGGAGCCUGACAGAUUUGAGGGCAGCAAGAAGGCCAGUGGGGCUGGAAUUGAGAAAGGAAAGGGAAGGAGGUGGGAGUUCAAGCCCUUAUUCAAGUCCACGCGGAGCCUUCCCACCAUGGAGACCUCAGCCCAGGUCGCCCCUCAGACCUACGCCGAGUAUGCCAUCUCGGAACCUCCAGGAGGGGCUGGGGCUCCACACCCCACGGGGCCAGAACCCCUGGCAGGAGAGACCCCCAACCAGGCCCCCAAACCGGGGACAAAAUCCAGCAGCAUCAUUGUGAGCCCCCGGCAGAGGGGCAACCCCGUGCUGAAGUUUGUGCGUAAUGUGCCCUGGGAGUUUGGUGACGUGCUUCCCGACUAUGUGCUGGGCCAGAGCACCUGUGCCCUGUUCCUCAGGUCCCGGUGUCGCCCGCGCCCUCUGCAUUCCAGUGAGAGUAAAGAAGGGCUCCCAGGGUCUCGGGGAGAGCGAGACCUCCCAAUCCCUCCCUCUCCCCUGCCCCCCAGCCUCCGCUACCACAACCUCCACCCGGACUACAUCCACGGGCGGCUGCAGAGCCUGGGGAAGAGCUUCGCCCUGAGGGUCCUGCUCGUCCAGGUGGACGUGAAAGAUCCACAGCAGGCCCUCAAGGAGCUGGCUAAGAUGUGCAUCCUGGCUGACUGCACCCUGGUCCUUGCCUGGAGCCCUGAGGAGGCCGGGCGGUACCUGGAGACCUACAAGGCCUAUGAGCAGAAGCCGGCGGACCUCCUGAUGGAGAAGCUGGAACAGGACUUUGUCGCCCGGGUGACUGAAUGCCUGACCACCGUGAGGUCUGUCAAUAAAACCGACAGCCAGACCCUCCUAACUACUUUUGGGUCUCUGGAACAGCUCAUAGCUGCGUCCCGAGAAGAUCUGGCUUUGUGCCCGGGCCUGGGGCCCCAAAAGGCCCGGAGGCUGUUUGAUGUCCUACACGAGCCCUUCUUGAAAGUGCCCCGAUGACCCCAGCCGCCAGAGAGGCCCUCGUUGUAACAAUAAAGCAUUUUCCAGGCU